This is a messenger RNA of Micropterus dolomieu (smallmouth bass), 5362 nucleotides long. RefSeq names its product insulin-degrading enzyme (gene ide). Gene Ontology annotation, cellular component: peroxisomal matrix; cytosol; mitochondrion. Lineage: Eukaryota; Metazoa; Chordata; Actinopteri; Centrarchiformes; Centrarchidae. Gene Ontology annotation, molecular function: metalloendopeptidase activity; metal ion binding. The record is from RefSeq and is a predicted model, not a curated record. The transcript has 25 exons. The coding region runs from base 234 to 3170 and encodes 978 amino acids. Gene Ontology annotation, biological process: peptide catabolic process.
UUCCGCUACCACUUGGGGUCUUUGUUGCUAAUUUAGCAAGCUAAAGCUAGUUUGCCUAAUGUUACUGUGAGUGGGAUUAUUUUGUGUCCUCUAGCGAGUAACGAGUAACGGUAGCUAACGUUACCUCAAUCUGUGUUGUACUUUGGGCGAAGCAGUUGUAUUCGUGUUUUCAGUCAACUAAGUUAACGUUAAUUAACGUUAUCUAACAGGUGGUGUCAUCCUUGCCACUCAGAAUGACUGACCCCGCUGUGAAAAGGGUGGUUAGUGACAUUAUUCGCUCUCCCGAGGAUAAACGAGUUUACAGGGGCCUGGAGUUUACCAAUGGCCUUAAGGCCAUGCUCAUCAGUGACCCCACAACAGACAAAUCCUCAGCUGCUUUGGAUGUCCAAAUAGGUUCGUUAUCGGACCCAGGAAACAUCGCGGGCCUGGCACACUUUUGUGAGCAUAUGCUGUUCCUGGGAACAAAGAAAUACCCCAAGGAGAAUGAGUACAGCCAGUUCCUCAGCGAGCACGCGGGCAGCUCCAAUGCCUUCACCAGUGGAGAGCAUACCAACUAUUACUUUGACGUGUCCCAUGAGCACUUGGAAGGAGCACUAGAUAGGUUCGCCCAAUUCUUCUUGUGCCCUCUGUUUGAUGAGAGCUGUAAGGACCGGGAAGUGAAUGCUGUGGACUCUGAGCAUGAGAAGAACGUAAUGAAUGAUGCCUGGAGGCUGUUUCAGUUGGAGAAAGCCACUGGCAACCCUAACCACCCCUUCAGUAAAUUUGGAACAGGUAACAAAUUUACCCUUGAGACCCGACCAUCUAAAGAUGGGAUUGACAUCCGUCAGGAGCUCCUGAAAUUUCAUUCUACAUACUACUCCUCCAACCUCAUGGGACUCUGUGUGUUAGGAAGAGAAUCAUUAGAUGAUUUGACCUCCAUGGUGGUGAAACUAUUUGGAGAAGUGGAAAACAAGAAUGUGCCUAUCCCAGAAUUCCCUGAGCACCCCUUCCAGGAAGAACACCUCAGACAAUUCUACAAAGUGGUGCCCAUAAAAGACAUCAGGAACCUGUACGUGACUUUCCCCAUCCUAGACCUACAGAAGUACUACAAGUCUAACCCAGGACACUAUCUGGGACAUCUGAUUGGUCACGAAGGACCUGGAAGUUUGCUAUCUGAGCUCAAAUCUAAAGGCUGGGUGAACACACUUGUUGGAGGGCAAAAAGAAGGAGCCAGAGGAUUCAUGUUCUUCAUUAUCAAUGUGGACUUGACGGAGGAGGGCCUAUUGCACGUUGAGGACAUCAUCUUCCACAUGUUCCAGUAUAUUCAGAAGCUGCGUACUGAGGGCCCUCAGGAGUGGGUGUUCGAGGAGUGCAAGGAUUUAAACAAAGUGGCCUUCAGGUUCAAGGACAAGGAGCGACCCCGUGGCUACACUUCCAAAGUGGCUGGUUUACUACACUACUACCCUCUUGAAGAGGUUCUAGCAGCAGAGUACCUUUUGGAGGACUUCAGGCCAGAUCUGAUCGAGAUGGUGCUGGAUAAGCUGAGACCAGAACAUGUCAGAGUUGCAGUGGUGUCAAAGUCAUUUGAAGGGCAAACGGACAAGACAGAAGAGUGGUAUGGCACACAGUACAAACAAGAGGCCAUCUCUGAAGAGACCAUUGAGAAAUGGCAGAGUGCAGACCUCAACGGCAAAUUCAAAUUACCUAUGAAAAAUGAGUUCAUCCCUACAAACUUUGAGAUCUACCCUCUUGAGAAAGACUCUCCAUCCGUCCCCACUUUAAUCAAGGACACUGCUAUGAGCAAGGUGUGGUUCAAGCAGGAUGACAAGUUUUUCCUGCCCAAGGCAUGCCUGAACUUUGAGUUCUUCAGCCCGUUUGCGUAUGUGGACCCAUUACAUUGUAACAUGGCAUAUUUAUACCUGGAGCUCCUCAAGGACUCCCUCAACGAGUAUGCAUAUGCAGCCGAGCUAGCUGGCUUGAACUAUGACCUCCAAAAUACCGUCUAUGGGAUGUAUCUGUCUGUUAAAGGUUACAGUGACAAACAGCACAUCCUGCUGAAGAAGAUCAUUGAGAAGAUGGCCACCUUUGAGAUAGAUGAGAAGCGCUUUGACAUCAUCAAAGAAGCGUACAUGAGGUCUUUGAAUAACUUCAGAGCCGAGCAGCCUCACCAGCAUGCCAUGUACUACCUCCGUCUACUAAUGACCGAGGUUGCUUGGACCAAAGAUGAGCUCAGAGAGGCUCUGGACGAUGUAACUCUCCCACGCCUCAAGGCCUUCAUACCUCAGCUAUUGUCAAGAUUACAUAUUGAAGCCCUUCUUCAUGGCAACAUCACCAAGGAGUCUGCUCUUGGCAUGAUGCAAAUGGUGGAGGACACGCUCAUUGAGCACGCUCACACAAAGCCACUCCUCCCGAGCCAACUGAUUCGCUACAGAGAGGUGCAGGUUCCAGACGGUGGCUGGUAUGUUUACCAGCAGAGGAAUGAGGUGCACAACAACUGUGGUAUUGAGAUCUACUAUCAGACAGACAUGCAGACCACCCACGACAACAUGCUGCUGGAGCUGUUCUGUCAGAUCAUCUCUGAGCCCUGCUUCAACACACUGAGAACCAAAGAACAGCUGGGCUACAUUGUGUUCAGUGGGCCCCGCCGGGCUAACGGAGUGCAAGGCCUGCGCUUCAUCAUCCAGUCGGAGAAGGCACCCCACUACCUGGAGAGCCGUGUGGAGGCUUUCCUCUGCACCAUGGAGAAGGCUGUGGAGGAGAUGAGCGAGGAAGCCUUCCAGAAACACAUCCAGGCCCUGGCUAUCCGCCGCCUGGACAAACCUAAGAAGCUGUCUGCUGAGUGUGCAAAGUACUGGGGAGAGAUCAUCUCUCAGCAGUAUAAUUUUGACAGAGAUAACAUUGAAGUGGCAUAUCUGAAGACUUUGACAAAAGAAAACAUAAUGCACUUCUACAGAGACCGCCUGACAGUCGAAGCCCCGAAGAGACACAAGGUGUCUGUGCACGUCCUGUCCAGAGAGAUGGACUCCUGCCCAAUAGUAGGAGAGUUCCCCGCUCAGAAUGAUGUCAACCUUGCCCCUGCUCCUUCCCUGCCACAGCCCACAUUGGUUCAAGACAUGACGGAGUUCAAGAGGAGCCUGCCUCUCUUCCCCCUGGUCAAGCCUCACAUCAACUUCAUGGCUGCCAAACUGUGAGCGAGGCCGGCAGCUCGACACGCAGCGGCACGGGGGAGCGCCGGGGAGGGCGUCCACAGGAGAGCCCGCUGUGUUUCCCACCUACACACCCCCCUCCCUUCCUCCCGUCAGGAAGACUUUCAUCUGACCGAGCCUGCAUUAGCGUGUGUUUGUGUGCGUGUGUGUGUGCAUGCGGUGUGUGCAUGUGUGGCAGGCUGGAGCCACUAGAAGACAAACGCGUGUAUUCGAAUCACAAAGUUAGCCGUGGUUGUCGACAUAGCCGUGAUGACGAUAGAGGUCACACCAGACUCAUGUUAAGUCUCUUGAAGUGAGAUGUAACACUCACACGCAUCACAAAACUGUGUAGGCCGUUGUAGAGGAAAUAGAAAUGUUUAAAAAAAACAAAAACAAACAAAAACAGACAAGGGCCAGGUCCCUUUUACAUGAGUAUACUGCAGAGGCUUCACAGUAGGAGGCGUUUUAUUUGAAUUAUUCAGACAUGCUGCUUUGAGAACGGAUAGUUGGUUUAUUGUGUUGAAGUGAGGGCUGCAGAGUUUAGAGACUGUAGUUCCAUGAAGGUCUUCUUUUAUUUGUCGGACCGGUGUGUUUGCCAUGUAACGCUCUGAGGCACCACAGCGCUCCUGAAAAUGUUAUCACAAAAAGACACACUCGGGUCAAAUGGAAUAUUUUAUUCAAAUGUAUGCAUUGCUGAGGAAUAUCUGCCUUUAUACUUAUGGUUUUAAUCCUCACAGGUUUUGAGAUAUUUUUGCUUGUAAACUGGUAAAAUGUUGGGACCCUUUGAGGAGCUGUUUGAAAUUGCUCACGGCAGAGAACCAUUCACAUGAAAAUUGUUUUUAUUUCGGGUUUUUUUUUUUUGUUUUUUUUUAAAUUGCAUUUUACAUUAGUACGUAAUUCAGACAUCUCAGGGGUACCUCCAUGCUGUUUUUUACAUUAAAUUUUACUAGUGGUUGACUAAAAAUAAAAACUUAAAUAUGUCAUUUACAGUAGUACUUUGUUCACUUCACUAAAUGUGAUCAGAUCCUUAUUGGUCUUGGCUGCAGAGACGAGCAGUGUUUUUAGUUUUUUCUAAGCUCUUCUUAGUCUGUCCGAGACUUGCAGACUUUCUGCAGCUUGUGCCUUUCCAGGGGGGCAUCAGUUAGUUUGCAUCUGACUGAACUGAACUGCUUCUGGUCUGAUCUGGGGCAGAAUCCUGGAGGAUCUAACCCCAGCCCCCCUCCACCCCCCAAAUUGCUGGACUGUGCACUGGCUCUUACAGCAUAGGUGUCAAAAAAGCAGCUAGCCCUUUUUUCUCUGAAAAUAAAAAAAAAAACAAAGCAUUUCAUGUUGAUGCCUAAAGCGGAAGAAAAGCACCAGUCUGGAUUAUUUUUCCUGAAUAUAUGCACUUUUCUCACUAAGCAAUAACCUAAUGAUGUGUACAGGGGACACAGUGUGUGGCAGAAGGAGAUGUGGCUCUGCACUGCUGAGUAGCUACAGCAGCUGGAUCCACACAGAUCCAAGCUCCAGCUUAAACCGCGUUCGAUCUGAGCGCACGGACAUUGAUGUCAGAGCGGCGCAAGCAUGACCUGCUCUCUCAGGUGUACACCAGCUUUGCUGUGACAAACCACUGCUGGUGGAGCUGCCAACCCUGGUCACACAGCCAACCAUCCGUUAUGAUUUAAUUCCCCUCUAAUACCUGCUCUCAGGCUCACUCACAUGAUGCUGCAUCGUUUAAGAAUUAUUUAAGUUAUGAUUGUGCUGUAGCAAAAGCUUCGUCAAUGUUUUCCAGCAUUUUACUAUGUCUCAACCAGAUCAAAACCAUUUCAAUUUGUGUUUUUAAGAGUUACAGCCUCCCCUCCUCCCUUUCAUUAUCAACUGCUUCAGGCAGUACUCUUUUGCGGUCAAACCCCAAAGACAACCAGCAGCAUUAGGUAGACCUUCACUCCCACAGGCAGUAGUUUGACAGCACCUGGGGAAAGUGACAGCUGUUUUCAUGCAGCGCUCAGCAGAAACUAGCAACAUUACAUAUCAGGCUUGGGUGGGCCUUGCACUGUUUACCAUCUGAAGUACCUAGUGUUUGGUGUACAUUAAAGAAAUCAGAAGCGCUUUCCCCCCCCCCCAUGGAUGUCUGGCUGGUGAGGUUCAUGGGCCAGUGAUACAUUCUCAGUUUGUUUUUGUUGUCUGUGUGUUUCUAAUUAAUAAACUACUGAAUGGAA